AAAUAGAAAAUGGUAGGAGGAAAGGAUAUUUUUAUUUUUAUUUUUAUAUUUCUUAAAUAUAUUAUCGGUGGGCCCUUUUCAUUUUUGAAACCCCAACAAAGGAGGAGAAAAAGAAAGUAACACCCAACCUUCGCUCUCUAACAAUAUCACCACAAUUUUGCAUUUGCAUUGCUUCAUUUUCAGUGCUGCCUUGUGUGUUCUCAGCUCACUGUUGAACAACUUAAGAAAACCGAACCGGAAAGCACGGUUUUUUCUUUGAACCGGGUCGUUGCGAACCCAAUAUCAUGGCAGCUCUAUUACCUUGCGCGCCGAAUAUAGUUUCUGCUCCGUUAGCGAACCGGACGACCGUGAACCGUUUCCCGCAUCGACCUCACUCACACGCUUUCUCCGGUUCGACCAAACACUUUCUUCGCGGUUCGGUUUCUGUUGUCCGGUUUGGACUCAAGUCCGGUUUGUUGCCUGAGCCGGAUGAGGCCGAAGGCGUUGUUAGGGAACUGUUUGGGCGAGUGGAGGGUCUUCUUUACACGAUUGCCGAUGCCGCCGUUUCUUCUUCCGAUGCGGCGGCGGUCACUACCACCGCCAAACAGAGCAACGAUUGGCUUUCUGGAAUUACCAAUUACAUGGAGACUAUUCUCAAGGUACUCAAGGAUGGGCUUUCUGCUUUGCAUGUCCCAUAUGCUUAUGGUUUUGCAAUUAUACUGCUCACAGUUCUUGUAAAAGCUGCCACUUUUCCGUUAACCAAAAAACAGGUAGAAUCUUCCUUGGCUAUGAGAUCUUUGCAACCUCAAGUAAAGGCUAUCCAGCAACAAUAUGCUGGUGAUCAGGAGAGAAUUCAACUUGAAACUGCUCGGUUGUAUAAAUUAGCCAACAUCAAUCCUCUAGCAGGAUGCUUGCCCACACUCGCAACAAUACCAGUGUGGAUUGGGCUGUAUCGAGCCCUUUCAAACGUGGCAGAUGAGGGACUUCUUACUGAAGGCUUUUUCUGGAUACCUUCUCUUGCUGGUCCAACUACAAUUGCAGCUCGUCAAAGUGGAAGUGGUAUCUCUUGGCUUUUUCCUUUUGUGGAUGGUCACCCUCCCCUUGGAUGGUCAGAUACAUUGGCUUACCUUGUCUUACCUGUGUUGUUGGUUGUCUCUCAGUACAUCUCUGUCCAAAUAAUGCAGUCAUCACAGGCUAAUGAUCCCAACAUGAAAAGUUCACAAGCCUUAACCAAGUUCCUUCCUUUAAUGAUUGGUUACUUUUCUCUCUCAGUGCCUUCUGGUCUUAGCCUUUACUGGUUAACAAAUAAUAUAUUGAGCACCGCACAACAAGUAUGGCUUCAAAAGUUAGGAGGUGCAAAAAAUCCUUUGCAGCAAGUCCAAAAUGAUAUCAUGACGGAUGACCUAACACAGGUUCAGAAUUCAAUAUCUAAAAUAAAUUCCACAAAAGUGGAAGAAGCCAGACCAAGCGAGAAAAAAUUGGAGGGGCCACAUCGUGGUGAAAGAUUUAAACAAAUAAUGGAGCAAGAGGCAAAGAGAAGACAACGAAGAGAUGAAGAAAAAAGGAAAGCCAUGGAAGCAGAAGCUAGAGCAACCAAAGUACAUGAGACACAUGAGAAAACAGUCGAAGGGGGAAAUCAAACUGGAGGUGAUUUAGUUGAAAAACCUGAGUCUGUGGCUUCAGAUACUGACCCCUUCAUAUCUGGAGUAGUAAACGGUAAUGGGUUAAGUUUGGAAGGAAAUCAGAAUUCUACAUCUACAUCUGAGACAGAAAAUAAUGAAGGUUCUGCUCAUUUCAAUGAUGUUGAGAGAAACAAGGAAAGUUUAGACAAGGAACCAAGAGAAGUAUUAACAACUACAGCCACCACGAACAAACAACCUCCUGUAGAAGACUCCGAUCGUGUGACGAAGGAUUGACCAACUAAAAGAGAUUCAUCUGUUUGGAUAUUGACUGGCCCAGUUGCCCUCUAUCGGUCAUAUUGGAAAUGCAUCCUCCGUUGCAAUUUGGGGUCUCCCUGGUUAACACUGUACAUUGGCACACAAAUGGCAGAAUGAAUGAGAUUCAAGGUUUCUACAACGGCUGUGAAGGAUUGGUUGGAUCUGAUGGCUGAUUUUACAGCUUUGUAGUUUUAGUUUAUAUUAUACGCUUCAUCAAUUUUCAUUAAUAAGUAUGGAUGAUUGAAUCCCUAUUAGAACGGAUGCUUCACAAUACCCUUUAUAGUCAGCUUUUCUCCUUUGAUACUACCUUUGUCACUAAUCGUUCAAUAAUGCUGGCCUGGCACUGUUCUAUACAGUGGUAGAGAUCCCGUGAUUGGAGAAUUUUCAUAAUGCGUUUUUUUCUCCUAAAAGAUCGGCUGUAACAGGACCAAAUAGUGGGCUUCUAUAUUUUAUUAUGGAAUCUUUAGGUAAUAGGUAUUUACUUGUACUAAUUUUGACGGUUUAAAAUUUUCAGAUAUUAUGCGAGUUUGUCCAAACCAUACCUUUGACGUGAAGUUAAGGUUUGGGACACUAGUUUUAGAAAGAAAGCACAUUGUGUUUUAGUGCUUUACGAUAUUUAGGGUAGCUUUUGUAUGCCAUGUUUCAUUUGUUGACGCAACUGUCCGCAUUGGACGGAUGGUUCAACACCUAUUCUGUUUCCUGUGAUUUCCUUUUUACUGUAUCUGUGUGGCCCGUUGUGUGUUCAGCACACGCACUUCUGAGGUGACGUUGCGUGUGCGCCACAGUUU
Molecule: messenger RNA, 2704 nt
Organism: Abrus precatorius (Indian licorice)
Lineage: Eukaryota; Viridiplantae; Streptophyta; Magnoliopsida; Fabales; Fabaceae
Product: ALBINO3-like protein 1, chloroplastic
Exons: 11
Coding region: 285-1895 (536 amino acids)
Biological process (GO): protein insertion into membrane; thylakoid membrane organization; protein localization to chloroplast
Cellular component (GO): chloroplast thylakoid membrane
Molecular function (GO): membrane insertase activity
Source: RefSeq, a predicted model, not a curated record